AUGUAUGGAGUACUCCAUUGUAAGUCUAUGGCCUAUAAGUACCCAAAAAAUUCACAAACAACUACUGAAUUAUACAAAGAGUACACAAAUUGCGUGAAAACGCGUUACGAUAAACAGCACCGGAAUGUGAGGCCUACCGAUAGUAUCGCCGAUAAUCUCAUUGAACGGCACAGACGUUCUGUAUUAGAGGGGGAGGGCAUGCGAUUCAAAAAGGAUCCCAUACUUGAUGAGGAGGGGAUGCGCUUCAAAAAGGACACCCUUUUGGACGACGAGGGCAUGAGGUUCAAGAAGUCGGUGCUGGAGGGGGAGGGCAUGCGGUUCAGGAAAAACGACCGAAUGCUGGACGAGGAGGGCAUGCGAUUCAGAAAGAAGUCCGUUUUGGACGGGGAGGGCAUGAGGUUUAAGAAGGCGUCCAUUUUGGACGACGAGGGCAUGCGUUUCAAAAAGGCCUCCAUUUUGGACGACGAGGGCAUGAGGUUCAAGAAGUCGGUGCUCGACGGCGAGGGUAUGCGCUUCAAAAAGGACAACCUUCUGGACGAGGAGGGCAUGCGAUUUAAAAAGGCCUCCAUUUUGGACGACGAGGGCAUGCGGUUCAAGAAGUCGGUGCUGGACGGGGAGGGCAUGCGAUUCCGGAAGUCCGUGUUGGACGGGGAGGGCAUGCGGUUCAAGAAGCUGAUGGCCAACCAGUUGUCGCGCCUACGGAAGUAUAAGUACGUGCCGUUGGACGACAUGGACGAGCGCCGGGAUCAGGACGGCGGCACUAGUAGUGAUAUACUUGAAGGUGAAGGGAUGAGAUUUAAGCGAGCACAUUUCAAUGGUGAUGGUGGGGACACUGAUAAUGGUGGUGGUGGCACCGAUACGUACUAUAUGAGUAGCCCUAGUCAUAAUAAGCACCGUUAUGUUAAGCAUAGGCUCCACAGUGACAAUGACUACCGGAGUUAUUAUAAUUUACUCAAUCGUAGGGUUAAACCAAUUUAUAUAUUAUAUAGAAGAAAAUGAGCGGGCACAUAUUAUUUAUAAUUAUUUAUGUUAUGCUGCC
Molecule: messenger RNA, 1039 nt
Organism: Oppiella nova
Lineage: Eukaryota; Metazoa; Arthropoda; Arachnida; Sarcoptiformes; Oppiidae
Source: the annotation of a GenBank genome assembly